Molecule: messenger RNA, 3673 nt
Organism: Oncorhynchus gorbuscha (pink salmon)
Lineage: Eukaryota; Metazoa; Chordata; Actinopteri; Salmoniformes; Salmonidae
Product: kin of IRRE-like protein 1
Exons: 15
Coding region: 417-3002 (861 amino acids)
Biological process (GO): cell-cell adhesion
Cellular component (GO): cell-cell junction
Molecular function (GO): cell adhesion molecule binding
Source: RefSeq, a predicted model, not a curated record
CACACUUAUCCGUUUGCGGAGUAAAAAGAUGUGAUUUGGAGAAGCCUCGUCUAGGCUUUGGGUACGUUCUGUGGUGAUUCUGUAGAGAGAGGCAGCGAGAAGAAGAGAGAGGAAUUCACUCUGUAAUGAGUGUACGGCUGUGCACGCAGCCAGUGAAAAGAGACUGAGAACGAAGGGAAGGACAUCAGAAGAAAGUGGGGAUAGAUUUGAAGCACAAAACAAGUAAAAGCCAAGGAGGGACACGGACCGGAGACGAAACAAACAGCUGCAAUUGACAAUCAACCAAAAGAUUGCUAAUUAUUUCCGUUAUUGACGCGUAAACUAGGCUAUUUCUAGGGGAAUUGAUGGUGUCUCCGCAGAGCAGAAGUCUAACGGACCUUGCCGAGGGGAGGAAUUCGAAUGCACUCGGCUGAAUCAUGCUGAUGUUGUUGUGGAUAAUAACUUUGGGUAUCAGUUUUAACAAAGUGUGGACUGUGAGGUUCUCUCAGGAGCCAGCAGACCAGUCUGUUGUUCUGGGGGGGCGGGUGGUUCUGUCCUGUGUCGUCUUCAACUACAGCGGCAUCGUACAGUGGACCAAGGAUGGACUAGCACUGGGCAUCGGAGAGGGCCUCAAGGCCUGGCCCAGGUACCGUGUGCUGCGGGUGAUAGACGUGGGCCAGUACAACCUGGAGAUCUCUACUGCUGCGCUGUCUGACGACUCCCUGUAUGAGUGCCAGGCCACGGAGGCUGCCCUGCGCUCCCGGAGAGCCAAACUCACCAUCCUCAUUCCUCCUGAUGACCCAGUGAUCGAGGGCUUUCCAGAGAUCCUGCUGAGAGCCAAUGCCUCGUACAACCUGAGCUGUGUGUCCCGCGGGGCCAAGCCACUGGCCCUCAUCGAGUGGCAACGGGAUGGGGUGGCCCUGGAGGGAGCCGUUAGUUCCACCGAGGUUCUCCCAGACAGAAAGAGAGUGACGACCCGGAGCCUCCUACCCAUCAUCCCAGAGGACAAAGACACGGGACGCAACUUUACCUGUGUGGCCAGCAACCGGGCUGUCCCCAUGGGAAAACGCACCACCGUCACCCUCAACGUCCACCACCCCCCCAAGGUGAAUCUCUCCAUGGAGCCACAGUCUGUUUUGGAGGGAGAGAGAGUCACCUUCUCCUGCCAGGCCACCGCCAACCCCCCCAUCAUGGGCAUCCGGUGGGCGAAGGGUGGUGUUCUCCUGGAGGGGAUGAGAGACAGUGUGUUUGUGACUACAGCAGACCAUUCCUUCCACACCGAGCCUGUCUCCUGCUCAGUCUUUAACGCUGUGGGACACACCAACCUCAGCAUCCUGGUCAACGUACACUAUGGUCCUAUCCUGAAGGGGGCGCCCACGCCGAUUACGGUGGACAUUGACUCUGACGCCAAACUCAACUGCAAGUGGACCGGGAACCCUCCUCUUACACUCACCUGGACCAAGAAGGGCUCUAGCAUGGUCCUCAGUAACAACGAGGAGCUGGUCCUGAAGUCAGUGAGCCAGGUGGAUGCGGGGCAGUACGUGUGUAAGGCCAUCGUCCCCAGGAUCGGAGUGGGAGAGACUGAGGUCACUCUAACAGUCAACGGCCCUCCCAUCAUCUCCAGCGAACCAGUCCAGUACGCAAUGAGAGGGGAGAGAGGGGAGGUCAAGUGCUACAUUGCCAGCACCCCUCCACCUGACAAGAUUGUGUGGGCGUGGAAGGAGAACGUGUGGGAGAAGGAGAAGGGGACUCUGUUGGAGAGGUACACGGUGGAGCAGAGUAAACCUCACUCCCAGGGAGGAGCUGUUCUCUCCACCCUCACCAUCAACAACGUCAUGGAGUCUGACUUCCACUCUCCGUACAACUGCACCGCCUGGAACUCCUUCGGACCCGGGACCAUGAUCAUCACCCUGGAGGAGAAAGAGAUAGUACCAGUGGGGAUUAUAGCUGGUGGAGCAGUUGGAUCCUCCAUCCUGCUCCUGAUCGUUCUCCUGGCUCUGGCCUUCUACCUCUACCGCCAACGGAAAGGCAGUCGUCGUGGGGUCACUCUGGGGAAGCCGGACAUCAAGGUGGAGACAGUCAACAAGGAGACACAUAGUCUGGAGGAAGAAUCGGGCAGUGUUUCCACGGCAACGCGCAUGGUCAAGGCCAUGUAUUCCUUUCUACCCUCUGUCUCCCUCUCUCCCUCCACUCAGCCAUUCAAAGACGAUAUGGAUCUGAAGCAGGAACUGCGCAGUGAGCUCGAUACCCGCGAGGAAUACGAACUCAAGGACCCAACGAACGGCUACUAUAACGUCCGUGCGACCACCCACGACGAGACCAGGCCGUCCUCCCGCUCCAUGCUGUACCAGGGAGAGUUCCGGACCUCCAACCCUCCAGGGGGAGCUACAGGUGCUACCUCCAGUGGCCCAGCAGGGGGUCCCGGAGGGGCGGUGGCUGCAGGAGCGGUCCCAGGAGUCCCAGGGUCAAGGGCAGGGUGCUAUGACCCCAGACCUCCAUCCAGGAUGUCUCACACCAACUACCCCCAGUUCAACACCUUCACCAGGGCGGGCCCGAGCCAAGUCCCGCCCACCAACCACCCCGCCCACCCCUCCCACCCCGCCCAUCCUGCCUCACAGACCACCGACUUCCCCGGAGACUGCGGACUAUUGGACAACAACAGUCAGCUGACCUAUGACAACUAUGGCUAUCCCGCCCAGUACCCUACCUAUCGGGUGGGCUUUGCACCGCCUCUGGAAGGAGGGCCGGCCUAUGAGGUCUACCCAACUGGGCAAGGGGUGGGACCAGGGCCAGUGCAAGGACCAGUCCAAGGCCAAGGCCCAUGUCCGGGUCCUGAAACUGUGCCUGGGAAUUAUGGGACCACCCGCUUCUCUUACACUUCUCCUCCUAGUACUGACUACUCUCCUCCUGCUACUGACUACUCUCCUCCUGCUACUGACUACUCUCCUCCUGGUACUGACUACUCUCCUCCUGGUACUGAGUACAACCAGAGACACACUCAGAGGAUGCAGACACACGUGUGAGAGAGAUGGAUUCUGUAAUACAUAGUGAUACUUGUUGUCAUACAUGCGUACAUACAUAUAAACACAGCCACACACACACACACACACACACACACACACACACACACACACACACACACACACACACACACACACACACACACACACACACACACACACACACACACACACACACUUGUUGGAGAGAUACAUUUAUUCUCUCUAAGCUUUCUUUAUCGCAUACACACACACACAAACAAACGCAAACAAUCUGACACAGUCUCUCUCAAGCUUCAGCUCCAAGAGGGGAGACAUGACAAAAGAAAGAGAGGCUGAAAGUUAUUUUCUUAAACUAGGUGGUGAUUCAGCAGAGUUUGAUUACUUACAUGCUAAUUGACAGCGUCCAGAUCCAUCUCUUCUCUAUUGGACUCUCCACCCCUCUCUCUUUCCUCUCACACAAUCUCUGUAUAUAAUAUCAGUGGGGUAGAUCAUUUUAACCUUAGUAUAACCUUGUAUAAACGUACUGUGUACAGAUACAGCUGCUGAACUUUUCUCCUUAUUAUACACCCUCUUACACUCCUUUACAUUCACAGGAACACACACACACACACACCCUCUUACACUCUGUUAAAUUCACAGAAACACACACUUACAUGCCUUUAAAUUCACAGAAACACACACACACACACACA